AUGUCUUGGAAUCCGACACAUGUUCAAUUUACAGUUUUGCGCGGACGGAAUUUGUUAACAAAAGGCAAGGGAGGGAUGAAGUUGACAGAUGUCUUUGUGUCAAUCUUACUGGGCAAGGAAAAGUUUCAGACAUCAACCAUCAAAAAUGCUCUGAACCCUGAAUGGUUUGAACAGUGUGACUUAUCCAUACUAGGUGGCAUGGAUCAGGAUAUUACAGUGACAGUGAUGCAUCGUGGGUUAUUGUCUGAUGAUUUCAUUGGUUACGCCACCAUUCCGCUGUCAGAUUACAAGGUUUUUGACAGACCAAAGAGUCAAUGGGUAAAACUUCGUGGAAAACCUCAUAAAGCGGCAGACAAUAAGAACCGAGGAGAACUAGAGGUCAAGCUGACAUUUCAAGUUAAAAAUAAGGCACCGGAAGAGGCUAAUCCAGCACUGAAGAAAUUGUCUUCUAAUUCCUUGAAGUCAAUAGCAUCAGCUGUUGGUUUAAAAGUUGGUGACAAGUUCAAACGAAGUCGUUCCUUGCGGGAAUCCCAGAAUCCUUUGCAGCAGACAGCGGCUGAUAAAAGAAGAAACAGCUCUGCAUUUACUUCUGAAGGAGGACGUAUUCAUGCUAAUAACCUUCCAUCUUCCGUAACUAUUGAUGGCUCCACGAAACUCAAGGGGGCAGCACGAUCUGCCUCUGUUGACGGCGCUAACUUCCCAGCAGUAGAUAUCCCCCCACCUCAGUGGGACGAUUUAUCAGUGGCAGAGAACAUCAUGCACAGGAGUCGAAGUAUGGUCCUUGAUCGUCAGCGGGAACAGGAACAUAGUCCUGUUGAGGUGGACAUUAGCAACAAUAGAUAUAACAGACCGGGGAAUCGGCAGUCCUUGCCGCCAUCUUACUGGGGUACGCAGACUCUGCCCCACCCGAGAGGAAAACGCUACUCUAUGGACAAUGAAAAUGGUGUUGCUGUGGUAACAAAAUCAGCAGAUGACCUUGACACCCCAGUUUCUUCACAGCCAGGAUAUCUUGAGACCAUGUUCCGAAAAGAACGUGAAGUCUACAAAAUCAUGCAGAAAGACAAUGCCGAUUCAUCUGAAGAUGAGACAGUUAAAACGAGCAGACGGCAAAGUCGUAAAAGUGCAAAAGAAUACAUUUCCGAUGAGCAUCAUUCAUCAGAUUCUGAUUCAGAGGGAAGCGUUAAAGAAAUUGCACUUCCUCUUGUUCGGAGAAAGUCAGAAUCUAAAGUACGGUCUGAAAACAGGCCAAGAUCAGACUCCAAGGGAAGUAAUUCUAGUCAUGGUAGUAAGUCAGAAGUUUUAAAGGAACCACCACCCUUGAGCAGAAAUAACAGUAGUGACGGAAAAGUAUUGACAGAAACGUCUUUUCCGGAAUCAAGUACUGAACCUGUGUAUCAUAAUGGUAAUGAGGAGGAUGCAAGUUCAGAAUCUACUAUUGAACCCCAAGAAACAGCAGAAAAUGAUUUGGUUAAUGGAGACGAAGAGUCGACAAAAUCGACCCUAAAUCGACGAAAAAUCACCCCAAUUCAACAAUUUUCUUUUGACAGCUCUCCAGAAAAGCCAGAUGGAGUAAGGAGGAGGGCUAAGAGAGAUCGACUUCGCCAGUUAUAUAAACAAGGAGGACGAAGAUACACUGUGCAGGGACUACCUCAUCGUCAUAACGAUGAAUCAUUAGCUGACCUUCGACCCCAGUUCUCACGAGAGUUCACCAUAAUACCUGAUGACCUCAUAGCUGUCUACAAAAACAUGACAAAGGAGGAACUCAUUCACCUGGUAAUCACACACAAAGCCCAGCUUAUCCGUAAAGACCAGUAUGUCAAGGAUAUGGAGGACUAUAUCGAUAACAUGCUUGUUCGCGUGAUGGAGUCCAAUCCCCGCCUCCUCCAAUGUAAAAACAAAUACAAGUAACUUUGUUCUAGUCCAACUUUCAAAAUCUGCUGUUCUUGUGAAUGGUUAUGCUGCAUGUAUGAUAUACCUGAAUUGUUUUGAUGAAAUUUAGGGAAUUUUUUUCAGCAGUACGAAUUUGCGGGGAUUCCAUUUUAAGGCAAGCAAUAUCGAAUACAGAAUUGAUACAGCAAAACCAAGUUGCACUGAUUUUCAAUUUCCCUGUCUCGCAGUUAUCUCCCCUAUUACAGUAUUUAUCUUUCAUGCAUUUGAAAUUUUUAGAAAGCAACAUAAGUAAAGCACUGGGCUGGUAAUUUAAAGAGGUCAAUUUGAUACUGUUAUUAUUUGUUUGUAUUUUUUUAUGAAGUUUUAAGAUCCCCAAGUUUUGAACACUUGAUCUGCAUUUCAUAUUGAACACUCAUCUCCUUUAAAUUUUUUGGUGCCAAUUAUCUUUACAAUGUACAGCUCAGCGCCAAAUAUUUUCCGGGAUAUAUCCGAAAACAAUGGCAGCAUUACUGAAACAAGCAUAUCUUGGCUAAUGAUAAAUAUAUAAAAAUUGUCGACUUUAAUCGCCUACGGCGGCCUGUCUGCAUGUUGACUUUAGUUGCUUACGGCGCCGAAAGGGUUAAAGAAAUAUUUACUGGUAAGAUAAAAAGUUUAUAUAAGCGAGUUCAGUCGUAAUAUUUUCUCAUCUGAUGGGCCUUUUUAUUAUCUGAUCUGUUUGAUAUUCCUAAGUGUAUUGAAUUUUUUAAACACUGAGUUCACCAUGAAUUUUUACUUUCCAUAUUUAUUACAUUUAUUUUCAAAACUGAAAUUGAUGUGAAAUAUAUAUUGUAUAUACACCACUAAGAUGGUGAUUUGAGAGUAGCACAUGAUGAUGCAGUGAGACUUACACACAAACGUAGACAUCCAAUAGGUUAAAAUAGGGGUGAGUGAAGAGAGUUAACUUUAUAAUUACAAUUCUUAGUGGAUGGGAUCAUUGCCAGACAUGGACUUAAUACUAGAUCUUUCUAAGAAUAAACAGGAUAUGUGAUCAUUAUGUAGAAACUGUUAAACUGUAUUCAGUGGUUGUGAUUUAAAUGAGAGGUUGAACAACCUGUGAUUUAAAUGAGAUGAGAGGUUGAAUAACCUGUGAUUUAAAUGAGAUGAGAGGUUGAACAACCUGUGAUUUAUUUUCACACAUAUAUUUUGUGCUACUUUUUGUUAGGAAAUCAGUUGCUUAGUUAAAAUUUUGUUCAUUUUUUUUAACUUAGAUUUUUGUUUACCUCAAAACUUGAAAGGUCAUAUUUUUGUCAUAAACAAAUGGACACCUUUAGUUAGUUAUAAAGUCAAGUGUUGAACGAC
Molecule: messenger RNA, 3228 nt
Organism: Ylistrum balloti
Lineage: Eukaryota; Metazoa; Mollusca; Bivalvia; Pectinida; Pectinidae
Product: rab11 family-interacting protein 1-like
Exons: 11
Coding region: 1-1908 (635 amino acids)
Biological process (GO): regulated exocytosis
Cellular component (GO): intracellular membrane-bounded organelle
Molecular function (GO): small GTPase binding
Source: RefSeq, a predicted model, not a curated record